This is a messenger RNA of Tinamus guttatus (white-throated tinamou), 266 nucleotides long. The record is from RefSeq and is a predicted model, not a curated record. Lineage: Eukaryota; Metazoa; Chordata; Aves; Tinamiformes; Tinamidae.
GCAUCAGCAGCCAAGCCUCUGACUGCUGCCUGAAGAUGAGCCAGAGGAACAUCCCGCUGAGCCUGGUGAGGUCCUACAGCAUGCAGGGACCCGAGUCGGGCUGCCUGCUGCAUGCUGUCGUGUUCACCACAAGGAAAGGCAAGAAGCUCUGCGCCUCCCCGGCCAACCCUGCCGCCCAGAAGGUGAUGAAGAAGUUGGACAAGAAGAACGCGCAGCCCGCGGCGCCAUGCAGAAAAGCCUUGCGGAAGAAGGGGCAGCAACCCUAG